Molecule: messenger RNA, 3070 nt
Organism: Callithrix jacchus (white-tufted-ear marmoset)
Lineage: Eukaryota; Metazoa; Chordata; Mammalia; Primates; Cebidae
Gene: PIGQ
Product: phosphatidylinositol glycan anchor biosynthesis class Q
Biological process (GO): GPI anchor biosynthetic process
Cellular component (GO): membrane; endoplasmic reticulum
Source: RefSeq, a predicted model, not a curated record
GAAGUGGGGCUCGGGUCCCGCGGCGGGGCUGGGGGCUGCGAGCGCCGUCAUCCGCCCGGGCCCGCCCAACGGGGUUCAACCCCUUCCGGAUCCCCCCCCCCACCCCCGGCCCGAGCGCGCGGCCCCCGGAGCAGCCGUCUUUAAAGAUGCUCACAUUGCCCGAGUUUCUGCGCUCUUCCUCCCGUCCCGCACCUCCUCUGCUAUCGAUUGCUGCUCUUUCAUCUUCCUCUGGCUGUGUGAUCCCGGCAGCCGCUAGCGCAGGCUUCUUUGUGUAGUCGUCGCUCCCAGAGGCUGAGGUGGGAGCGUGAUGGGCGUUUGCCCCGUAGUGGGUUGAGUUCUCUCUCACUGCCCUCCCAUCUCAGUCAGUAGACACAAGGAGCUGCUGCUUUUUUUCUUAAGCCUCCCAGCAUGGUGCUCAAGGCCUUCUUCCCCACGUGCUGCGCCUCCGCCGACAGCGGGCUGCUGGUGGGGCGGUGGGUGCCGGAGCAGAGCUGCGCUGUGGUCCUGGCGGUGGCGCACUUUCCCUUCAUCCCCAUCCAGGUCAAGCAGCUCCUGGCCCAGGUGCGGCAGGACAGCCAGGUGGGGGUGGCCGUGCUGGGCACCUGGUGCCACCGCCGACAGGAGCCCGAGGAGAGCCUGGGCCACUUCCUGGAGGGCCUGGGUGCCGUCUUCCCCCAUGAGCCCUGGCUUCGGCUGUGCCGGGAGAGAGGCGGCACGUUUUGGAGAUGCGAGGCCACCCACCGGCAGGCCCCCUGUCCCCCUGGUGAGGACCAGGUCAUGCUCAUCUUCUAUGACCAGCGCCAGGUGCUGCUGUCCCAGCUGCAUCCACCUGCCGUCCCGCCCUACCGCCAUGUGGGAGCUGACCCGACCAGCCCGGGGGGCUUGGCCGCCGUCUUCCACACGGUGGCGCGCUGUGAGGCGCUCUUCCGCAGCGACCGGUUCGACGAGGGCCCUGUGCGGCUGAGCCACUGGCAGUCGGAGGGCGUGGAGGCCAGCAUCCUCGCCGAGCUGGCCAAGCGGGCCUCAGGGCCCAUCUGCCUGCUGCUGGCCGGCCUGCUGUCACUGGUCUCCGCUGUCGGUGCCUGCCGGGUGUUCAAGCUGUGGCCCCUGUCCUUCCUCGGGAGCAAGCUUUCCACGUGUGAACAGCUCCGGCACCGGCUGGAGCACCUCAGGCUCAUCUUCAGUACGAAGAAGGCAGAGAACCCUGCCCAGCUGAUGAGGAAGGCCAACACGGUGGCUUCUGUGCUGCUGGACGUGGCCCUGGGCCUCCUGCUGCUGUCCUGGCUCCAUGGGAGGAGCCGCAUUGUGCAUCUGGCUGACACCCUCAUCCCUGUGGCUGACCACGUGGCCGAGGAACUCCAGCACCUGCUGCAGUGGCUGAUGGGCGCCCCUGCCGGGCUCAAGAUGAACCGCGCGCUGGACCAGGUGCUGGGUCGCUUCUUCCUCUACCACAUCCACCUGUGGAUCAGCUACAUCCACCUCAUGUCCCCAUUCGUGGAGCAUAUCCUGUGGCACGUGGGCCUCUCGGCCUGCCUGGGCCUGACGGUGGCCCUGUCCCUCCUCUCCGACAUCAUCGCCCUCCUCACCUUCCACAUCUACUGCUUCUACGUCUAUGGAGCCAGGCUGUACCGCCUGAAGAUCCACGGCCUGUCCUCGCUCUGGCGUCUGUUCCGGGGGAAGAAGUGGAACGCCCUGCGCCGGCGCGUGGACUCCUGUUCCUAUGACCUGGACCAGCUGUUCAUCGGUACUCUGCUCUUCACCAUCCUGCUCUUCCUCCUGCCCACCACGGCCCUGUACUACCUGGUGUUCACCCUGCUCCGGCUCCUGGUGGUCGCCGUGCAGGGCCUGAUCCAUCUUCUCGUGGACCUCAUCAAUUCCCUGCCGCUGUAUUCGCUGGGUCUUCGGCUCUGCAGGCCCUACAGGCUGGCGGCUGGUGUGAAGUUCCGUGUCCUGGAGCACGAGGCCGGCAGGCCCCUUCGCCUCCUGAUGCAGAUAAACCCACUGCCCUACUGCCGCGUGGUGCACACCUACCGCCUCCCCAGCUGUGGCUGCCAUCCCCAGCACUCCUGGGGCUCCCUGUGCCGCAGGCUGUUCUCUGGGGAGCUCAUCUAUCCCUGGAGGCAGAGAUCGGACAAGCAGGACUGAGGCAGCCGGCUCGCCCAGCACCCCCACAGAGCCACGGUCAGCCCUCCCCUCUGCCAGGGUGGAGCCAGCAGCCUGCAGUGGCAGCACGUGCCCCAUGCUGUGUGGAUGCUGCAGGGUGGGCAGCACUGACUGACUGGCUUGGGACCCACCUCCUGUCUGCUGCGGUCAUCAUGCUGGCUGAGCACAGCACGCCCCAUGCCCACCCUCCACACCAGGUCCAGAGGCCCAUUGACCACAGCAGCCCCCGGUGGUGGGGCUGGCUGGUCUCCCUGGGGGCUCCCCAAUGGCUCUGCGCUGGCUGGGGGGUGGAGGGACCCUCCCAGGAUGAACCCCCCCAGUCCCAGGCACCCUGCAGCUCCCUCAGCCGAACAGCGUUCCCUGUCUGGGGCAUAGAAGUAGCCACAGACCCCCGUCCCCCGCCCCAGCCCCAGUGGGCUGGGGUCCUUACUCCCUGAACCAUGCGGGGUUUAUCUGCUGAUGCUCCCUGGCGAGGUCACUUCGUGAAGGAGCCGUCAGCAGGCCGUGGGCAUCGCCAGGCUGCUGUGGGGGCGGGAGCAGCCUCACAGGAAGUCCAGUGCCCACCCACCGACCAGCCGUACCUGUCCCUGCGAGGUGCCCCAGCUGGAUCUUGCAUCUCCCCUCACGGGCCUCCCAGGGAAGGAGAAAGCCCUCCUGGGCAUGGCCUUCAGCUGUGAGCAGCCUGGAGAGUGGCCAGGGCGCUGAGACCGAAAGUGCCUGCUGGACGGUCUGGGCGCGGGUGCUCCCUGUGAGCCCAAGUCCCCUUCCGGAGGGGAGCCUACAGGUGCCAGCUGGGUGGGGACAACGACCGCCUGGGCAGCACCAGGACUGCCUGGGACUCCCCGGUGACCCAGCCCCUGGGAAGCUGCCAGCUACUGUGACAAUAAAGCCUGCCUUGUGUUUGGGA